Molecule: messenger RNA, 989 nt
Organism: Labrus bergylta (ballan wrasse)
Lineage: Eukaryota; Metazoa; Chordata; Actinopteri; Labriformes; Labridae
Source: RefSeq, a predicted model, not a curated record
UCUCCCGGGGACCGACAAGCAACCACAUUACCCAAGUUUGCUGUGUUUUCACUCCAACUCUAAAAAUACAGUGCAUCUUAUUCACGGUUGCUUAUCCUGGUAUUUGACUUCUUAUUAUAGGCUACUGGAUUUGAAGAUGUGGUUGUGGAUUUUAACUGGCCUUAACUUCAUCAUGAACGUUGAUGGUUAUGCAAGUGGAGCCAUCCCAGCAGUAUGUGAAUCGAUGGUGCCUAACCAUAGGACCUUUAAGCCUAAGGAAACGACCCCCCUUUUAAUAUUUAUUACCAAGGGGGCAAUGGAACUUUUAUAGUUUCUCUCCAGGGCAACAACUCCAAUGCGUUUUUAGGAUUUAUGUUGGCGGCUCUAGAUGAUGGAGGCAAUCAUGUAGGACAUUUUAUUCCAAUUGAUUUGAAAGUUACUCGACUCCUGAAAUGCGGUGGUUUAGAAGCCUCAGCUGUCUCUCACACAAACAAUCAGGUUAAGAGGUCAUUCAGAGUUAAGUGGACAGCGCCGGAAACAUGGCAAAGCACAGAUAUCACUUUCAGAGCAACAGUUAUUCAGUCAUUUGGAACAUUCUGGGUGAAUGUGAAUUCAACUCUGAAAGCCACAACAACAACAACAACUAUUCUUACAGCUACGGAGCCAAUCUCUCAAACAAGCACUAUUCCUAAAACUACUGAGCCAAUCCCUGAAACAACCACUAUUCCUAAAACUACUACUGAGCUACUCAGUGCAAUUCCUACAACUUUUAAGCCUACAGCAAGUACUACAAGGCCUACUCCGGAGCCAUGUCAUACUAUCAAAUGCAAAAAGCCAGUCACUGUGCUCAUGGUAAUCAACAGUCUUUUGGUGGUCAUGAAAAUGGAAAUGUCAAAUAUCAUCACAACCACUGUCAGCAACAGCAUCUUAUCUCGUCGUCUAAACAGGGUAAGGCUUAAGUUAGAGUUGUAGCUCUACUUUUCUGUGAAUUCCUCAUGCAUGGGUAGUCA